Messenger RNA from Entrophospora candida, 324 nucleotides. NCBI's taxonomy places the organism in Eukaryota, Fungi, Glomeromycota, Glomeromycetes, Entrophosporales, Entrophosporaceae. The record is from the annotation of a GenBank genome assembly.
AUGUCAAAGAGGAAAACACUUAAAGAUAAUGGAAAUAAUGAAGUAAGUCUUAUAUCAAAUAUAGACAUUCAAGCAUUAAAGAUUUUUUAUGAAGAAGUGUUAAACGCAAAUCUUAAAGUGUUCAGCCAUAUUAAUAUGGAUAUGAUGAAUAUUGAGAAUGGUAAUAACACUAGCAUUGAGAAUAUUAUCGCUGAUGAAUUGACUACAAUGGAUCAACAAACUGAAACUAAUAACUGCAACCUUGAUAUUAAUUCUAGACUUUUUUUAUCACAUUUCAGCAUUACUGAUGAUGCAAGUCGUGAAGAAAAUAAAAUAAUGGUAUGA